Penicillium verhagenii is the source of this 675-nucleotide messenger RNA. RefSeq lists its product as uncharacterized. Bases 1 to 675 code for a protein of 224 amino acids. The transcript has 4 exons. NCBI's taxonomy places the organism in Eukaryota, Fungi, Ascomycota, Eurotiomycetes, Eurotiales, Aspergillaceae. The record is from RefSeq and is a predicted model, not a curated record.
AUGGCAUGGAUCAGCUUGAUGUUCUUCUCAACCAUCCGUCUUACUGCGGGUGUUCUGGUCAUUGUUUCAGAGCAGAAACCAAGCACCGGAGUGGAAAUUGCAGCGUUGAUUCUCCUCAACGCCGGUGUGUUCCCAUUAAUUGCAGCAACAAUGGGUUUUAUUCGAAUCAUUACUGCUAUCGAGAAGAACAUGAACCCACGAUUAAGUCAAGGCUUGCGCGUGUCUCGCUUGUUAUUCAUUGUCGGCAUUGCUUUAACCGUCGCGGGCGGUGUCUUAGAGGGAAGCGACACUACCAGUGAUGUCUUGAUCGGCUUCAAACUAGUCAAAGCUGGCUACAGUAUUGUAGUCGUCUUUGCAGCCAUCUUGUUGGCUAUCCAAGCCUAUUUCUGGACACAGUCCUCGCUGUUUUCGAACACAAGUCGAACGAUUCUCAAAGCCAUGCUGUUUGGUACUCCAUUUAUUAUUGUGCGCAUCACAUACCUAUUUAUGUCGGUGCUGCAUGCGACAGACCUCAGAUGGAAUGCCCUACGUGGCCCCAUUGCGCCGUUUUUAGUCAUGGGGUUAUUGAUGGAGUACUUUGUUGUUGGCUUUUAUCUGGCCACGGGUCUUAUGAUCCCACCCAGGGCAAUCCCCUCCAAAGAAAGCAUUCCUCUUUCUGAAGAAGAGACAGUGUGA